UUAGCCCCCUCCUUCUUUCUCUCUCCCCUCUCUCUCUUUCUCUCUCCCUCAUUCCCUCUCUCCCUCUCCAUGUUCACCUUGGCUGUUCCGGCUGCGUGGUUUAUUGUUGCGUCAGAGCCAGAGAGAGCCAGAGAGAAGCAUGCCAGGGGAGAGUACGUACAGAUCUGUCCCCACAGCGAGAGACCCGGAGCGGGGAGCCGAGGAGACAGGGAUUCCUGGACCAGACAUGACCAGGCAUCCCUCCACAGAUUCCACCCCAAGUGACAGUGGCUCCACCCCUAGCGACAGUGGUUCUAGCCCCUCCCCUAGCACACCUCAAAAACUGCUCCCAACAUGCACCUCUCCGUUUGGGCCGCGGCUGGUCCGAGCCAUGCCUAGUUCCUCUGCGACCCCACGACCCCAGCCCGAGGGCUCUGACCAUCGCCAUGGCAACAUUCCCAGGCUCUCUGGGAAGUUUGGGGGUCAUGGACCCUGCGGGCACCGUGUACCAGUAAAAAUGGAAAGAAUCAAGGUUCUUACAGGCUCAGAGGUGGAAAGUGACUAUAAGGAGCCAGAAACUAUGGACACAAGGGUGGUGAUGGGCCAGGAGGCGCUACUCAAAACCAUGGAGAGCCAGAAAAAGAAGCAUGUGGCUGGAAGGAGUAGCCAGACGAGCUCCAUGCUUGGAGGCCUAGUUCUGGAGGUCCCCAAGACCUCCUCAGAGUCCCAACCCAGAGUUACAGGCUCAGAGAAGUGUGAACUGGACACUGGGCAGGGUGUCCAGGACCUCACCCCACAGAUAGAACAGGAGAAGGAGGAAGACAGAGGGUCUGUACUGCCGUCGGCCCCUCUCUUGUCCCCUCUCCUCACCGCUCUCAUCCCUGCACCCCCUCCAUCCCCAGAGCCAACCACAGCUGACUUGAUAGACAGCCAGGGGGCGGGUUUGUCUCCCUCCCAGGGUGAAGUGCCUUCCCUGUCCCUUUCUGAGCUGGCCUAUCCUGUCGCUCUGUCCUUCUCCGAACCAGACUAUCCUGUAGAUCCACUAAGAGUGGGCGUGCCAUCGUCGCUGGACCCUGACCUGUACUACACCGCCCCCUCCACACCCAUCAAGAUGGCUUCUCGCUCCUCACACCUCAAACACCGCUCCUAUCCUGGCUCCCCUGCCUCCCCCCUCUCCCCCACCUCCCCCUCAGACAGUGAGGACCUAUGCUCCCCCCUCACCUCUCCCUCCGGGUCCUACAUCACAGCGGAAGGAGGCAGCUGGACCUCAUCCUACACCUCCUCCACCUCUCCCUCCACCUCCCCCAACCUGCUCCUCGCUGAAGAGGGGCAGGAUGCCCAAGAAGCGCCUGCAUGCUUUGUGGGCUCCCUGUCUGAGAUAGGAGACGAGGUGGCAGAGGAGAGGGGACAAGGAAGCGUGGCAAAGGAGGAAGAGAGGGGAGGAGAUUUCCGUCCAUUUCUGUCAGAGAGCUUUGGAAUGCGAUCGCGCCUGGGGGCGACAGAGAACGUGAUCCUGGAGGAGGAGGAGGUGCUGAGAGGGGAGGUGAUCAUGGUGUCUCAAGGCAGCUGCCGACCCCGCUGGGUUACUGAGAACUCCUCUCCACUGAGGAGCAGCAGUGGCCGGAGCAGCGACUCCCAGGAGGAAGGAGAGGAGUCUGAGGGAUCUCUCUGCCCAGGGGAAGAGGCUGGAGCUGGGGGGGUAGAGUAUCACAAGCCAAUCCUGCCAAGAGGCCUAGAGCUGGAGCUAGAGGCCUGUUUUUCCCAGGAUCUCAACUUACAGAUGAUGCAGUUAGUGGGGAAGGAUGGAGAGGACCUCCCAGAGCUGAGCUCCAGCCCUGUUACUCCACACAUGGCUUCUAGUAGUCUCUUUCCAGACUUCCCUGGCCUUCCCCUGGAAGCCUACACCUCAGAGGGUCUGGAUGGAGAGAGCCCUGGGCCCUUCCUUCUCUUCCCAGGAGCCUACAGCCACGAUGGACCAGAGGAUGAGAGGAUGAUUCCGGCCUCCCUGCUUUCCUUCCCUCUACACACCAGCUUCAUCUUCCAGGCAGACUCCAUGGAAAUCACCCUCUUCCCCACAGAGGACGAGAACAAGGGAGGAGAGGGGAACAGCAGGAACGAGGGGAACGACGUUGACGCCUACGCAGCUGGAGAGGAGGAAGGAGAUGUGGAAGAUGACGACGAUGAUGAGGAUGACAAAAAUGAUGAUGGUGAUAAAGGGGGGGCAGAGAUAGAAGUGGGGAAGGAAGCCAAAGUCGAGGUAGCAGUUAAGGAGGAAGAGGAGGAGGAAGAUGAGGAAGAGUGUGAGGGCAAAUUGGUGGAGGACCCCACAGAAGAGGACACCUCUGCCUCCUUCCUUCAUUCGCUGUCAGAGACGUCCAUCAAUGAGGGUCUGGACGAGUCCUUCUGUUUCCAUGACGAAACAGACGACUCUCUUGAUUCUGCUUCCUACAAUGGUGAGGAAGACGAGCGUCUGUACAGCACAGAGAGGCAUGCAGAAUCCCUGGAGCCCCAAGGUCCAGAUCUGCUGGACCCCACAGAACCACAACCCCAACUGCGGCCUCCCAGCCCCGCGAGAGAAGCAGAAGUUCCGCGGAGCCAACCUGAAGGUAAUAGUCCUCCAGAUCCCAGCCCAGUGGAACCUCCUCCGGCCUGUCCAGAGUCAUCCAACAGUUCCAGCAGCAGUGAGAGUGAAAUGGAGAUCUCGUCUAGCUCCUCAAACCCUCCUGUUCCUUCUGUUCUCCUCAAAUCUGCUGUCACCCCCACCUUUACCCCUGGCCCUGUUGGUCCUGUUACUGACAGUAUGUUAAUCUGUGCUAUUGCUGCUGCACCAGUUCCCACCCCUGUUCCUGACACCACGCCUUCUACUGAUACCAUCCCAGCCCUUGCUAUUUACACUACCCCGGACCCUGCUACUGACACCACAUUUGCCCCUGCUACUGAUACCAACCCUGCCCUCGCUACUGAUACCAAUUCUGCACCUGCUACUGAUACCACCCCUGCCCCUGCUACUGAUACCACCCAUGCCCCUGCCACUGAUACCACUCCUGCCCCUGCUACUGACACCACCCCUGUCCCUGCUACUGAGCCCAAGCUAGCUACAACAGAGCUAGAGGAGGAGAAGCUCUUCCAGAGUUCCAUGAAGUCACAAAGGGACAAACAGAGCACUGACAUUCAAGAGGAGGAACUCACAAACCGGACUGAAGGAGACUCUUUCACUUUGCUCAUAAAGCCACGGCCAUCUCAAUCGCACACACCAAGACAUGUUGGGGGCAGGAAACAGUUCAAGGUGACACCCGGGCCCCAGAAGUUGGCUGUGUGUGGUUUUGCAGUGGCCAUGGGGGGGUCUGGGAGGAAGGAGGACACAGAGAAGGAACUGGACCAGAAGAAUGGCAACACUCCAACAGAAAGUCAGAACCCUGAGGGUACCUUUUCCUCUGUGAGCCAGGAGGAGACCACUGCUACCAAUGACCUAAACAAGGGGGUCCCUCUCCUUUCCUACCCCAAAGACCCCACCUCUAACUCCAGCAACAUCCCAGUGUCCACCUACCCGGAGGGCCUCACUGACUUGCCUGACAACCUGGGCCUGACACCUGACCUCUGCCCUUGCGACCUGGCCCAGGAGAACUUGCGAGAGAACACUCUGAGCGCAGAGGAGGGGGGCCCCGGGGCCCUCGGCUCCCCUCAUUCUCCCAUGGCCAUCUCCCCCAAGAGGGAGAACUCGGAAACAGAUGCCGGGGGGAAAAUUGGUCUUGGGGCUGCGUCCUGGGGGUCUGAUGGGAUGGGGCUGGGGUUAGACCUGGAGUUAGGCAGGGGGCUGAGGUCUGGGGCUAGUGUUGGGGCCUGGGGAGCUGGUGAGUCCCUCUCCCUCUCUCUGGGGGAGGGAUAUGAGUUGGAUGCAGAGAGCGUGCUUCUGUGUGAGAUGGAUGGACAAAGUGGACACACACCGGUGGCUCCCAACAUCAGCACUCAAGGGAACAAUGAGGACGAUGUGUUGGGGGACGAAGAGGACAACAACAGUCUCUGUGGUCGUCCAGACAAGAUGGCAGAUGUAGAGCUGGCUGGAGAAGGGCUGGAGUCCAACCUGUCGCUCUGGAGUUCCAUCGAGGAGAUCUCGGAGGCAGGCGGAGGAGAGGAUGGAAGUUCCCGGUUUCCUGAGGAUGAUGUCAGCAACCUACAGACUCUGGACCAUGAAGGUGAUAACACUGACACACAGCCCUUGUGGAAAAAGUCUGCCAACCAUGAUUCUAUCUUCUACCCCCUGGCAAAACCCCCCUGUGUGACUCUGAAUGCCCUCUCAGAGAAGGCAAGGCCUCAGAGUGCAACUGUGAGGGAGUCCAUCUCUAACAUACCACUCACCGAGGAGCAAUCCCCACUCCCUGAUCAGCCAAGGACACCCACAAGAAGCUCAACGCUCCAAUCAGAAACAACACAGGCCUCCCCGUCCGCGGAGAGUUCCAGUAGUAUCUCACUGCCAGAGGUUGAAACCCAGAAAGACACAAGCAUGUCCAGACUAAUAGGAAGUGACAUAACCUUGUCUCUACUGGGAGGGUCUUUUGGUUCCUUCAACCCCAGAACCAGACACUCAGACUCCAGGCCAAGUAAAGGUGCUUUAGAGAAAGCUCUCCCCACUGUCAAGGACAAAGAAGAGAAUGCAAAGAUUCAGCAGCAACAGGAGGAGGAAGGACUUCAGACUGAGGGUCUCAUAGAGGGCAGAAUCAGUGGUGUGACUGACAGGGGCAUGGAUCAAACAAAAACCAGCAAAGGUGCCUUUCAAGGACAGGACAGUGGUGUUAGUACCUCAGGAGGAAAAGAGGAGGAGGAGAGAGGGACAGAGACAAGGAUGGAAGGAGGAAAGGAGAGAGGGCUCGAAGGAGGAGAGAUGACAGUUAAGCGGAAUGUCUCUCCAACUGAGAGAGAAGUGGAGCAGUCAGAACGUUGCACCCCAGAGGGUGAGCUUAGCACAGACAAACCUGUCUCAGCACAGACGGGGCGGAGAGGGAAGGACGGCAGAGCCCGAGGCAGGGAAAGGGCAGCUCAGCUGGACUGGCCAGCACAGACGAGCCCUGGGUCUGCUGAUGAACUAAAGGAAUUAUCUGUCCCAAAUAAGGCCGAAGCAGAUGGCACCCUGGCGGCUGGCAAAGCCUUCUAUAAAGCCACAGCCAAGAGGGGCAAGAAGGCCCUCCGUGAACCUGGCCCCUCACAAUUUCAACCGAGGACAUCUGUGGACUACCCCGAGGCUGAGUCAGAGAUAACAGAGGACAGCCAGCCCGGUUCUGGUGGACACUCUGCCGGUGCUGAUGACUACUUUCCAGACCUCUACCCCAGCCCCAAGUCCAAUCCUAAUCUGAAACUUGCCAAUCCUGCCCCUGUCAAAUGCAAUGCUGCUGUUUUCCUCAAACAGGAAGUACUGGAUAACAGGGCCAUAUCAGACAGCCAGACAGGAAGCAAAGACAUACAUGACAACAACUUUGGCAGUGGCCACAUCUCUUUUCCACAGCUGAGCACAGCUUCCUUUCCACCCUCACACUCUCCUCCUCCCCCUCUCCCUGUCUGUCCUCCCCCUACCUCCUCCCCUCUCGUCUCCUCCUCUUCUCCUUCUUGCUCCUCUUCCCCUCCUCCUCUCUCCUCUUCCCCUCUCCCACUCUCCUCCUCUCCCAUCUCCACCUCCACACACUCUCCAUCCUCCUCCCCGCCCCUUCUUCCGUCCUCCCCUCCCCCUCUCUCCUCCUCACCACUCUCUUCCUCUCCUCCCCCUAGCCCUCAGAAGGGGACAGAGGUGACCGUUCCCUUUCUGGUACAGGAGUCCCAGCCUCUCCACCCCUCCUCCCCUCCCCCAGCCCCACCCUCCACUGAUGCCAUACAUCUCCCUGCUCCUCCUACUUCUCUAUCAGAAUCCUCCCUACCAGACACACACCUAAACUCAUGCACCAACAUACAGGGACAACAGGGCAUCACCGAUCUUUCUACUCCCUCUAGUGCUUCCCCUAUACCUACCACACCCACCAGAAGUGUCUCUUUGCCUCUAGCUCCACCUUUAGCCCCCUCCAGCCUGACCCAGCCCACUCAGGAGCACAGGGUCCCAAACACAGUGCCUGACCUGGACCCCCAACCCCACACCUUCCUCCAGCCCUUGCCCAUGCCCCAGCUCGAGUCCCACAGGCAGACUAAACCAGGCCAGUCAUGGAGUCUGGAGGAGAGGCCCAGAGUUGAGGAGGUCACAGACAGUGAGGAUGACAGUGCUGCUCAACGACAAGGUCACAGGACUCAACCCAGAGCGAUUUUGGGAAACAGAGGCAGUUCUUAUUUAAAUAAGGAGUCUGGCUCAUCCAAUCAGAGAGAGAGCCAGCCUUCCAUCUCCCACCCACUUGCUGACAGACAGGCAGGCUGUUCAAUCAGCCACAGCUACAAGAUUUCAGAGGAGAUUGACUUGUCCUUCAAGAACAACUUGGGCUCCUGUAACGAGUCGGAGAGUGAAGGGUCAGUACCAGAGCGGGAGGAACCAGGUUGGACGCCAGUGAGACCCUCUGAGCCCCAGUCCAUGUCUGCUGCUGAGGAGGCGAUGAACAGACCCAAACAGAGCCGCAGCGAGAAGAAAGCCCGCAAGGCCAUGUCUAAGCUUGGUCUGAAGCCAGUUCACGGUAUAACCAGGAUCACCAUAAGGAAGUCUAAGAGCAUCCUGUUCGUCAUCAGCAGACCAGACGUGUUCAAAAGCCCAGCAUCUGACAUCUACAUUGUGUUUGGAGAGGCCAAGAUAGAGGACCUGUCUCAGCAGGUUCACAAGGCCGCAGCAGAGAAGUUUAAGGUGCCCGUGGCCCCUUCCCCCCUGGCUCCCCCUGCCCCCCCCAGCCUCACCAUCAAAGAGGAGAGCGAGGAGGAGGAAGAGCAGGAUGAGGGAGCUCUGGAACAGAGGGAUAUUGAGCUGGUGAUGGCUCAGGCCAAUGUGUCGCGGGCCAAAGCCGUCAAAGCUCUGAAACACAACAAGAACGACAUUGUCAAUGCUAUCAUGGAACUGACCAUGUGAGAGGAGAGGAGAACCUCCCAGCCCCACCCCUACCCAUCCAUCCAAGACUCUCAAGCCUACUCUUCUCUAUCGCUACUAUGUUGCAUCAUCAGUACCUGCUCAAUAAAAUCUGUUAUAACCA
Osmerus eperlanus (European smelt) is the source of this 7121-nucleotide messenger RNA. It is a transcript of the gene nacad, whose product is annotated as NAC alpha domain containing. Gene Ontology annotation, cellular component: cytoplasm; nascent polypeptide-associated complex. Bases 140 to 7000 code for a protein of 2286 amino acids. NCBI's taxonomy places the organism in Eukaryota, Metazoa, Chordata, Actinopteri, Osmeriformes, Osmeridae. The transcript is spliced from 10 exons. The record is from RefSeq and is a predicted model, not a curated record. Gene Ontology annotation, biological process: protein targeting to membrane.